This is a messenger RNA of Phyllostomus hastatus (greater spear-nosed bat), 6881 nucleotides long. It is a transcript of the gene POU3F2, whose product is annotated as POU class 3 homeobox 2. Gene Ontology annotation, biological process: brain development; regulation of transcription by RNA polymerase II. The transcript has a single exon. Gene Ontology annotation, molecular function: DNA-binding transcription factor activity, RNA polymerase II-specific; RNA polymerase II cis-regulatory region sequence-specific DNA binding. Bases 230 to 1561 code for a protein of 443 amino acids. Lineage: Eukaryota; Metazoa; Chordata; Mammalia; Chiroptera; Phyllostomidae. The record is from RefSeq and is a predicted model, not a curated record. Gene Ontology annotation, cellular component: nucleus.
GGAGGGAGAGGAGGAGAAAGAGAGCGAGGGCGGGUGAGAGGCGGCGGCGGCAGCAGCAGCAGUAAUAGAAGGAGCAGCAACAGAAGGCGUCGGAGCGGGCGUCGGAGCUGCCCGCUGGGGGAAAGGUAGAGGAGACAGCGAGCGAGCGUGGAGAGGAGCCCGAGGCGAAAAAGUAACUGUCAAAUGCGCGGCUCCUUUAACCAGAGCGCUCAGUCCGGCUCCGAGAGUCAUGGCGACCGCAGCGUCUAACCAUUACAGCCUGCUCACCUCCAGCGCUUCCAUCGUGCACGCCGAGCCGCCGGGCGGCAUGCAGCAGGGCGCGGGGGGCUACCGCGAGGCGCAGAGCCUGGUGCAGGGGGACUACGGCGCGCUGCAGAGCAAUGGGCACCCGCUCAGCCACGCUCACCAGUGGAUCACCGCUCUGUCCCACGGCGGCGGUGGCGGGGGCGGUGGCGGCGGGGGCGGGGGCGGUGGCGGGGGCGGCGGAGGCGGCGACGGCUCCCCGUGGUCCACAAGCCCCUUGGGCCAGCCGGACAUCAAGCCCUCGGUUGUGGUCCAGCAGGGCGGCCGCGGGGACGAGCUGCACGGGCCAGGCGCCCUGCAGCAGCAGCAGCACCAGCAGCAACAGCAGCAGCAACAGCAGCAGCAACAACAACAACAGCAGCAACAACAGCAGCGGCCACCGCAUCUGGUGCACCACGCCGCCAACCACCACCCGGGGCCCGGGGCAUGGCGGAGUGCGGCGGCUGCGGCGCACCUCCCGCCCUCCAUGGGUGCGUCCAACGGUGGCUUGCUCUACUCCCAGCCCAGCUUCACCGUGAACGGCAUGCUGGGCGCCGGCGGGCAGCCGGCGGGGCUGCACCACCACGGCCUGCGGGACGCGCACGAGGAGCCGCACCACGCAGACCACCACCCGCACCCGCACUCACAUCCGCACCAGCAGCCGCCACCGCCGCCGCCCCCGCAGGGCCCGCCGGGCCACCCUGGCGCGCACCACGACCCGCACUCGGACGAGGACACGCCGACCUCGGAUGACCUGGAGCAGUUCGCCAAGCAGUUCAAGCAGCGGCGGAUCAAAUUGGGAUUUACCCAAGCAGACGUGGGGCUGGCGCUGGGCACCCUGUAUGGCAACGUGUUCUCGCAGACCACUAUCUGCAGGUUCGAGGCCCUGCAGCUGAGCUUCAAGAACAUGUGCAAGCUGAAGCCUUUGUUGAACAAGUGGUUGGAGGAGGCGGACUCGUCCUCGGGCAGCCCCACCAGCAUAGACAAGAUCGCAGCGCAGGGGCGCAAGCGGAAAAAGCGGACAUCCAUCGAGGUGAGCGUCAAGGGGGCUCUGGAGAGCCAUUUCCUCAAAUGCCCCAAGCCCUCGGCCCAGGAGAUCACCUCCCUCGCGGACAGCUUACAGCUGGAGAAGGAGGUGGUGAGAGUUUGGUUUUGUAACAGGAGACAGAAAGAGAAAAGGAUGACCCCUCCCGGAGGGACUCUGCCAGGCGCCGAGGAUGUGUACGGGGGGAGUAGGGACACACCACCACACCACGGGGUGCAGACGCCCGUCCAGUGAACUCGAGCGGGGGGAGGGGCAGAGCGUGAGGCUCCCCCUCCCCUUCGGUCCUCCGCCCUUUCCCGGCCCCCUUGUUCCCUCUCUAACUUCUGAUUGUUCUUUUAUUUUUAAUUAUUAUUUCCCCGUCCCUUAAAAAGAAAAAAAUAAGGAAAGCAACUAAGGCACUGGACUAUCCUUUAAACGGUAGCAGGUGUAAUGAUGUGUUUUGACCUUUACAGGCUAGUACCCAGGCAAUGGAGUGGAGUGUCUCAUAGAGUGAGGAGAGAAUGCAAGAGAGAGUGUGUGCGUGUGUGAGAGAGAGAAAGAGAGAGAGAGGGAGAACUGCGAUAAAUACUUGGCAAAACUAAAUAAAUUACCAAAAAAAAAUCCACCAAGCCGUGAUAAACACAAAACACAGCUUCCUAAUGCUCAGAGUUGGCACAUGCUGCUGUGUUUACUUAAUGGGAUCCCCAUCAGGAAAGAGGAAAAAAUACACACAUUCUUUGAUGUAGGCAAAAUCUAACCACAGAAAUUUGCACUGCAAGAAAAUUGAAGUUUACAUGAACAAAUUCAUGAACACAUUUUUUCCCUCCCGCCGUUAAUUUUGAAAUUGCCGGGAUAUGUGUUCUGUUUUGUUUCAUUCAGAGGAGAGGGUUGAAGCCAGCUCUUGGCCACUUUCCAUUUCUAACGUUCUUGUGUGGCCACUUGUUCUUCUCACUGUGUGUGAACUCCCGUUAUCUCCAGACCCCCUAUCCUCCCUCACAUUGGUGCAACUUUUAUCUGCUCCUUUUACCAAAGCAAAACGAUUGGCUUCAUACAAAAUAAUUAAUUCUCUGCUUUCAGGAAAUGUGCAUGGUCACCCUCUGUAACCAAGGUGAGAAUCCAGUUUGGAAUAUAAAAAUGAGAGUCAAGCACUGGUUUUUGUUACCAGGAACAAAGUAAACUUCAUUUUCAGGCAGUGUUUCUGGGGGAGCUUGCAGAGGGGAGAAAAAGAAAAAAAAUUGAUAAUGAGUAACCGAUUGCUUCAUUUUAUCAAGCGGGCCCAUUGUGAAAGAGCUCAGAGACUAUGUGGAGGUUAAAUAUAUUUUCAGAGUUGUCCAACAGAAAGAAAGUGGCAUUUUGAAGAAACCUAGGGAAAUAUAUGUCUUCAGACACCCCCUGUAUAGUUCUCUGCCUUCAAUUUUUAAUAACUUCACUUAGGAGGAAUUAUUUGUGCUGACAGCAGCAGUUAAACUUUGUUCCUGUAAUAGCUUCUUUAAGAAAAAAAAAUAUAAAGAAAAUGAUCUGGGAACUUAAUGGUGUAUGCCUAGACUGUGUUUCUUAGCACACAAAUACCCACAUACAUACAGAGAAUAUUUCCACUCUAGACUGGUUUUGUUUUCACUAGCUUAUUUGUUUAUCAAAUUAUAUUUAAGGUCCCACACCCUCUUCUCCAAUCAUUUAUUACAGAAAAUACCAGUUUGACCUGGACAGCUCUCCCCGCUUUCAUUAAGGAAGCCAAAUGAAAUGGGGAAAUACGCUAUUUUCAAUCCUUCCUGUUCUCCCUUUGUUAAUAGUUUUAAGUGCGUUUUUUGACCUUAUCUUGAUGGAAAAUGGUUAAUUCCCAUAACAAAAGAAUCUACUGGGAAAUGUAGGUGAAAAUACCUGUAACUGUAUUGAAAAUAAAUGCCAUUAAACUGUGAUCAGUUAAAAUACUUAAAAAUAAUCAGCACAAAAGGGCGCUAAAAGGGAAAACACUUUUUAUUAAUCUUAAAAGAUCGGGGCUUUUUCUGGUUAGAUAUUAGGUAAAUUUUUAUUUAAAAAAAUUAAAUCUCAACACCAUACAGUUAUGGUUCAGCAUCAGAUUAGCAUUGCACUCAGUAGUUAAGGUUUUAGGAACUAUGGUUUAUAUUGUCUUUUCAAACACCAGUGAUUGUUUCAUUUUCAAUGUUUUUGCAAGAUAAAUGAUGACUUCUAAUGGGCAUAUUUAUUUGCCUGUAUUUCAUUUCCCCCAAUGAAUGUCAUAAGGAGAUGGGCACGGAGCUGCUUGGGGUGCAUCACACUGCUUGUUCCUGAGGUGUGGGGACAGGCCUUUAGUGAAGCAAUCCAGAGCAGGGCAAAUAGCCAAGGGUAAGGGGAGGAAAUGAAUUUUCAGAUUAUUACCAAGUGGGUAAGGUUAGAAGCUGGAGUUCAGGGGAUGUGUCCAUAGCUCCUCUAACUCUCAGAGGUUUAUUAAAAUGAAAGUUACCACUGAACCUUACCACUAUGUAUAUAUGUUUAAUAUCUGUCUUUUGAAAUGCAGAAAUAGUUUAAAUGUUUCUUUGUUUAUUUUUCUUUUUUUUAAUGCUACCCAGGGAAAUAUUUUCAUAUCAUUUUUAAGUGGCCUGCCUCAAUGUAUAUUUAUUUCUUUUAAAGCAAAAAGGUUCUGGAAAUUGUUUUUCUGUAGCUUUAAAUGAGUAGGUGAGCAAAAUCUAUAUGGGAUGUAAUUUUUUUGUUCAGUCUCUUUAAAAAUACUUUGUUUUGGUACAUUUGGUUGUGCUUGUGGGGAAAAUAAAAACACAGAGAUCCUUAUAUAUUUAUGUUAAAGUAAUAUUUUAUUAUCUACAUAAAACAGAAAUGCACAAUACCUUCAUAGUUUGUUCUAAUUAUUGAAAUAUCUUUAUUUUAUUUUAAAGUAGUGCCAAGUUUUGAGAGGGGAAAACCCUAGACCUUACACUGACUGAGUUGAGUUGUAUGUAAAGUACUUCCCUUCCUUUAUACUUCAUGAAGUUUUGGAAUAAAUUUUAUGCAUAUACUGCUAGGUUUCACACUGAUAACUUUCAGAGGCUUUUUUAAAGAAGUGAGACUACUGUUCUGAUUCACUUUUAUUUGGAAAAAAAAAUCAAUCCCAAACCAUUCAGCUAGUAUGCCUAAAGAAUUAAAUUGAAAUGGUCAUUGGGUUUGAGCUUCAAUUUGUUUGCCAUUUCAUGGUCUGACAAAGAGAUGUUUGUGCCUCUAAACACAUGCAGAUAUCGCUGCAUCUUCUUUCCAGGUUAGCUGUACCUUACCCGAUUUCACUUUUUUGGAGAAUGUCAAUGGAACUAGAUGGACUUUAAUCUUUACCCACAUCUCCUCACAUAAUUUGGGGUCUACAGAAAAGCAAGACUUAGUUAAGGAAAUUAAUCUUUUUAGUGAUUUACAAAUAUCUUUCAACAAAGAAAAGCUCUGACAAUAUGCAAUGUGUGUGUUUAUCAAGUGGUUGAGGUAGGUCCUAUAUGUUAUUCCUGUUAGGUUUACAGGAAAAGGUGGAUUUUGCAAUGGAUUAUACAAUACUGUCUGUUUCUCAUCAGGCAAGCAAACAGCCUCUAAAGCAAGAAAAGAAAUGUACUAAGAACUCAAGACUGUGGUGCGAAUAACAGAUUGUUUCUGAUAGAGAUGAGCAUUAUCAAAAUCAGUUUUAAGGUCAGUGAGAAAUCCAAACAGUGUUGGGUUAGUUUACAAGUUUGCUGAUGUACUUAAAGUCCUCCUUGGAACAUUGAUUUUAGUAUAAAUGUUUAUUUUGAAAGGUAGUUUUUGGGCUUAUUACACCUGAUCAUCUUUUCUAACUCCUAGUCAAUAUUACACAGGUCCCAAACAGAUUCAGCCAAAUGAUCUUAUCAAUAGCCUGAACUUGAAGUGACAGAAAGAAGAAGUGUUUUGUGACCGCAGACAUGCUGAUAGGUAAAAUGUUUAAGCUGGGUAUAGAUUUGAGUUCUGGGUCAAUAACCUCCUCCAUUGUAGGCAGAAAACAAGCAGCAUCUGCCCUCUGCAGGGCAUUUUAGUGGACCUUGAGAAGGCGUUUUUGUUCUUAGCCACAGGGGCUACUGACUGGAAACCAUCACGUGUUAAAUGGACGCACCAUGGUUUUGACCCAUGCUUGCUGUUCAGUUCUAAUGCUACUCAGGCAGUUUCCGUGCCAUUUGGGGGGAUGUAUUACAUGCCAAGGUGAAAAACUCCAUCGCUGCCACUGGAAGAAAUUUGUGGGAAGUCAUCCCUAAAAUGUGGGCUAGACACAAUGACAUACUCUUUCUUUUCCCUAAAGACAAUAAUGCAGAAGACAGCCAUCCUGAAAGAGCUUCUGUGUUUCCUCAAAAUAUGUCACUUUUAAAAUUUAUGGUUUGAGAUGAGGGAGAAAAGAUCGUGUGGGAGAGUUAUGCGAAGGUCAGAUGAAGGGAAUGGCCACAAAUAAUAUUAUGCUUGGCACCUCUAAACACCCUCUGUUCCCACGAAGUUACCCCCUUUACAUUUCAGAUGCAGCAACAAAAGCACUCCUCUCCUUGCCCUCCUGCUCCUGCCAGUGGGAGCCACACACUGGCUGGCAAAUGUUUUCUGGUAAAAUGGCUUUAAUAAAGACACUCAUCUUUCUACUUUUUUUCUCCAAAGGCAACUAAUAAAGUGAUGCAUCAAUGACAAUGGGGGGAAUGGCAUAUGAGUGCACUGGUUACCUGCACAAGUAGGUCUAUAUGUUGCAUUAAUUUGCCUUUCAUUUGCCUUACUUUGGAAGCAGCUCAGGAGUGCUGGGCUGCUGGGUGAGAGAAAUUAUCUUUUUAUCACUGGUCUCUGUGAUUUGUCUUUGUUGAUUUUUCAAUCAGUUUGUACAACUCUGUUCUAGAUUCUAUUGAAUUCCUAGACAAGUUAAAGAAUGAGGUAAAGAAUGGAGCUUGUACUGAAAAAGUAAGAAGGAUGGUGAAGUGAGGGUCAAAGGUAAAAGUGUUUCUUUGGGUCUGCUUGUAUAUUUCAGUGAGGCAAAAGGGACAGUGUCCAUUUAAAAUAAAAGAAAAUGAUGCAUCUUUAAGUACUGGAAAUGAAACUUGACAAUAAGACUAAGUGAGAUGUAUGGUUAAAUUUUAUACAAACGUUUUCCCUUUUCAGGAAAGUUUACUUUUUUCAGUGACAUAUAAUCUAUUAACAGGGGGCAGUUGGUAGUAGGAGAGACCCAGGGCUGCUGGUUCCUAUCCCCACCACUUGGUUCAGGAUAGGAAAUAAUUCCAAACUGGCAGGUAGCAAAACAGAAUAAACUUGUCCACCUUUGUAGAACUUGGGUCAGAGUUAUUUCAAUGCCCUCUUAUCUAGAUAUGGGUACAGGAGUGCCAGAAAAUGGCUUUUGUAAUUUUCUUUAAGGCUUUGCUUAGUUAUGGAGAUAAAGAAACAAUCAGAAUAUUUUCACAUUGUUCUUGUAUUUGGUGGGAAGCUAGUAAAUUUGUUCCUUUUUUUUAAAGAAAAAAGUUAAUUAACUUUAUCUGUAGUACUUCCCUUUACCCUAAUAACAACUCUGCUUGGCUUAGCCGUUAGAGGUUUUAGAAACAAUAUCAUACCCCAUCAAAACCACCCUGGCCUCCCUUAU